Zophobas morio is the source of this 2211-nucleotide messenger RNA. RefSeq names its product UDP-N-acetylhexosamine pyrophosphorylase-like. Bases 454 to 1893 code for a protein of 479 amino acids. The record is from RefSeq and is a predicted model, not a curated record. Lineage: Eukaryota; Metazoa; Arthropoda; Insecta; Coleoptera; Tenebrionidae. Gene Ontology annotation, molecular function: UDP-N-acetylglucosamine diphosphorylase activity. Gene Ontology annotation, biological process: UDP-N-acetylglucosamine biosynthetic process. The transcript has a single exon.
CAAACCUUUCCACAGCCUUGGUAUUACGGUACAGUUGCAAAAAUGCACCAGGAAUUCCGAUCCGUUCCUUAAGCGCGCUGUAUAUAUUUUUCCCUCCGGUGAAGCCGGGGUCAAAUUUUGAAAAAUCAAAACCACCACACGUUGUGCAAGCGAGGGCUGCGGUAAAACUCGUAAUUCCACAUUUUUCGGCUCGUUUCGGUGAGAGUGGCUUACGUGACAUACGGUCUGUCUUUAAAUUUUUGUGUAUUUGUAAAAAUCUAUGUCUUAUCUUGAUCAUCGAUUGCUCGGUUGAUAGUUUCUCAAUAAAACCAUUCAGUUCGAAAGAGAGAGUAAUAAUCAGUGCGGUAGUGAGUGUCUACGAACGCGUCAAGGCGACUAAUGUUUCCUGACGUUCUGCGAGAAUUUUGAAACAAACAGUCACAAAUCGUACUCGGACAAGUUUGCAUCGAGAAAAUGCAGUCUUUUGAAGUGAUUCGAGAAAGAUUAGCGAAACAAAACCAAGACCACCUUUUGCGCUUCUGGAACGAUCUCAACGAUGAAGAAAAAGAAAAAUUCGUUCGCCAGCUGGACACGAUCCAGAUCGAAAAAGUCAACGAGUUGUAUGAGCGGGCGGAUUCGUCUUUUCGACAGCUGGAAAAAACAUACUUGGAUGACAAAAUGAAGCCGAUGCCGGCUUCUCGCUCGGAAUCCGAAGAAAACUGUCCCCCGGAGACAUUGGAAGCUUACCGAAACCAAGGUUUCGAAGAAAUCUCGCGGGGGCACGUCGCCGUCGUCUUGCUUGCCGGCGGGCAAGGGACUCGUUUGGGAGUCGACUACCCCAAGGGGAUGUACUCUGUGGGGCUUCCCUCCGGGAAGACGCUUUUCCAAAUCCAAGCCGAACGAAUCCGGAGGUUGCAGACCCUGGCGAAAGAGAAGACCGGAAGGUACGGGAAGAUCCCCUGGUACAUCAUGACGAGCGGACCUACCGAUAAACAAUCUGCGAAAUUUUUGGAAAAGAACAGCUACUUUGGUCUUUCCGAAAACGACGUGAUCCUGUUUAAGCAAGGUCUUCUUCCGUGCUUCGACUUCGACGGAAAAAUUCUCUUGGAUGGUAAAGGUUCGGUUGCCCUUGCGCCUGAUGGUAACGGCGGGAUUUACCGCUCGUUAGCUGCUAACGGCAUUCUGGAAGACAUGCAACGAAGAGGUGUCAAAUACGUCCACGUCCACAGCGUAGACAACAUUUUAGUCAAAGUAGCCGAUCCCGUCUUCAUAGGUUACUGCAGGUCCAAAGAUGCAGACUGCGGUGCUAAGGUUGUUCGCAAAAACGGCCCCAACGAAGCCGUCGGGGUCGUGUGUUUGGUCGAUAACCGCGUCCAAGUGGUCGAAUACAGUGAAAUAACCGAAAGAACGGCCAAUUUAAAAGACAACAAAGGAGACCUCGUCUUCAGUUCCGGCAACAUUUGCAACCACUUCUUCACGGUCGACUUUUUGAAAGACAUCGCGAAGCACUACGAAGAUAAGCUGAAACUGCACGUCGCCAAGAAGAAGAUCCCCCACGUCGACGAUGAUGGUGUGUUUGUGAAGCCGUCGAAGCCUUGUGGCAUCAAAAUCGAGAAGUUCGUUUUCGACGUUUUUGAAUUUUCGAAAAGGUUCCAUACAUGGGAGGUUCCCAGGCGAAGCGAAUUCAGUGCGAUGAAGAAUGCCGAUAGUGAGAAAAAAGACUGUCCUUCGACCGCGAAAAGUGAUUUGUUAACUCUCCACAAGGCUUACAUUGAAAAAGCGGGUGGAGUUGUGGAAUGUGAUAAAGUCGAAAUUUCACCGCUUCUGUCGUACGACGGUGAAAAUUUAGAAGAGCGUGUCAAAGGAAAAGUGUUUAGUUCAGAAAUCGUUUUGAAAUCUAAUGAAGAAAUGUGAAUAAAUUUGUUUUGGUUAAAAAUUAAUGUUCCUAAUCUAGUUUCGUCGAAAAAUUUGCUCUAAAAAUAACAAUGCUCUGUUUUGAUAAAUAGAAUUAUGUACUUGUAAGCGAUAUUAUUGUUUAAAAUAUUAAGAUAGAGUCAGAUAACGUUUUUAUCAAUCAGUCCAAUAUAUUAUCUGGUAUUUUUUUACUUAUCAGUAGUUUUCUAAAUGUUUUUAAAAAAACGUUUCACUUAUUUAUUUAUUGUAUAUUUUGUUUGGGUAAAGGUAAAGAUUGUAAAAAAUAUCAUUUUUUUUUAAUAAAGAAAUGUCACUGAA